This is a messenger RNA of Nematocida parisii ERTm1, 966 nucleotides long. RefSeq lists its product as uncharacterized. Lineage: Eukaryota; Fungi; Microsporidia. The transcript has a single exon. The record is from RefSeq and is a predicted model, not a curated record. Bases 1 to 966 code for a protein of 321 amino acids.
AUGCAAAUUAUUUAUAAAUAUAGAAUGCAAUCGAUAGGAGCAGUUUGUAUACAGAUAAUUGUUCUUUCAAUGUGGAUAGGGCAUGUUAUUGGUUCUAGCCCUAAUUUAUUAAUAGAUUAUAAUUUAAUUUUAGCUAGAGUGAAUAAGCAGUAUGACAAAAUAAGUAAACUGGAGCAGAUGGCUUUAAAUUCUAAUGUAGAAAAUUCUAAUCCAGGAAUUAAUGUGGAAGAUAAAUGCAUAUUAGAUAAUAUAUAUUAUAAAAGCUUAAAUUGUCCUCAUCCCUAUACAAUAAUUGAAAAAGUCCCAGAAGCACAGAAAAAAGAAAUAAGCACGGCGUAUGAUGAUAUGACUAGGAUGGGCAAUGUUUAUAUAUUGCAGUCAAAAUCUUUAGAGGAUAUAAAUAAAGAAUUUUCAAGGUGUUUGUUAGAAUAUAAAAAAGCACUAUCAGAUACUAAAAAUCUGAUUAAUUCUGUAGCUAUGGAGGCAAGACUGCAUAUGGCUGAUUUAGAAGAGAUCACAAAUAAUUCUAUAACUGAGAAUUUUUCUGAAAAUGAUGUAACAAACGCUCUUUUAUUCACAAAGAAUAUUAAAUAUAUAUAUAACCCGCAAAUAAAUGUGCUGAAAAAUCUGCUGAUUAAAAUAGAAAAUGGUGAAAGUCAAUAUAUAGAAGAAUCAUUAAAUCUACUAUACAUAUUCCGUGAUUCUACUGAUUUAUAUAUUAGCUGUUUACAUUAUAUUUAUAUGUUUACAAAAAUAUGUGACAAGUUCUAUGUUAUAGAAGAUAUUUUAAUAAAGUUUUCCCCAUAUGAAUCUUGCCUUAAGAAGAAAAUAGAGUUACUCCAAGAACUUAUAAAGAUAGAUCAUAAAAAGACAUGUAAUAAAGAACUAUCAAAAUUCAUACUGAUAAAACUAAGAAAGACAAUGAUAAAGUACAAAACUCUAUUUAGAAUAUUUUCUAGUGAGUAA